Molecule: messenger RNA, 642 nt
Organism: Ailuropoda melanoleuca (giant panda)
Lineage: Eukaryota; Metazoa; Chordata; Mammalia; Carnivora; Ursidae
Product: olfactory receptor 8S1-like
Exons: 1
Biological process (GO): G protein-coupled receptor signaling pathway
Cellular component (GO): membrane
Molecular function (GO): olfactory receptor activity; G protein-coupled receptor activity
Source: RefSeq, a predicted model, not a curated record
AUGGCCUCAAGGAAUCACAGCAGCAUCACAGAGUUCAUCCUUCUCGGGCUGUCUGCUGACCCCCAUGUCCAGGUUCUGCUCUUUGUUCUGUUCCUGAUAAUUUAUCUUCUGACUCUGCUGGGGAACCUGCUGAUAAUACUCCUGAUCCAUACAGAUUCUAACCUCCACACACCCAUGUACUUCUUCCUGAGCCAUCUCUCCUUCCAAGACCUCUUCUAUUCUUCAGUCACUGUGCCCAAGCUGCUGGAGAACCUCCUGUCUCAGAGGAAAGCCAUCUCAGUAGAGGGCUGCCUGGCUCAGGUCUUCUUUGUGUUUGCCACUACAGGGAUUGAGGCUUGCCUGCUCUCAGUGAUGGCCUAUGACCGCUAUGCUGCCAUCUGCCACCCUCUGCUCUAUGGACAGGUAAUGAAUAAACAGCUAUGUGAGAGGUUGGUGUGGGGCUCUUGGGUCGUGGCCUUUCUGGAUGCACUCAUGAACAUCCUCCUGGCUUUGAAUAUGGACUUCUGUGAGCUUCAAACCAUCCACCACUACUUCUGUGAGCUGCCUUCCCUCUUCCCUCUCUCCUGCUCCAAUGUCUCCACCAACUCUGCAAUGCUACUCUGCUCUGCCCUCCUGCAUGCCAUUGGGACCUGCCUCCUGAUC